Molecule: messenger RNA, 4200 nt
Organism: Panthera uncia (snow leopard)
Lineage: Eukaryota; Metazoa; Chordata; Mammalia; Carnivora; Felidae
Gene: HSDL1
Product: hydroxysteroid dehydrogenase like 1
Exons: 6
Coding region: 206-1198 (330 amino acids)
Source: RefSeq, a predicted model, not a curated record
GGGGCGCGGCCCGCGGCAGCUGCGGCGGCGUUGAGCGGGGCGGCGGUGGCGGUGGCGGUGGUGACGGGGGCGGCGGCCUCGCGGGUCUGGCGGGACCGACUCGGAGACUGCGCCGCCUCUGCAGGUCGGCCUUAAGGGGGCGGAGCGGAAUAUUCCUGAAGAGCCAGAGCUGGCAGCUGGGAGGUGAGAGGACACCAAGGCUGCCAUGGCUGCCGUUGACAGCUUCUACCUCUUGUAUCGGGAGAUCGCCAGGUCCUGCAAUUGCUACAUGGAAGCUCUGGCCUUGGUUGGAGCCUGGUAUACAGCCCGGAAAAGCAUCACCGUCGUCUGUGACUUUUACAGCCUGAUCAGACUGCAUUUCAUCCCACGCCUGGUGAGCAGAGCAGAUCUGAUCAAGCAGUACGGAAGAUGGGCAGUCGUGAGUGGUGCCACGGACGGGAUCGGGAGAGCCUAUGCAGAAGAGUUAGCGAGCCGUGGUCUCAAUAUCAUCCUGAUUAGUCGCAACCAAGACAAGUUGCAGAUGCUGGCUAAAGACAUCGCUGACACCUACAAUGUGGAGACCGAUAUCAUAGUGGCGGACUUCAGCAGCGGCCGGGAGAUCUACGACCCGAUUCGAGAAGCCUUGAAGGACAGAGACAUCGGCAUCUUGGUGAAUAACGUGGGCGUGUUUUAUCCCUACCCCCAGUAUUUUACUCAGGUCUCCGAGGACAAACUCUGGGAUAUCAUAAAUGUAAACAUUGCCGCGGCCAGUUUGAUGGUCCACAUAGUGUUACCAGGAAUGGUGGAGAGAAAGAAGGGCGCUGUUGUCACCAUCUCUUCUGGCUCCUGCUGCAAGCCUACUCCCCAGCUGGCUGCGUUUUCUGCUUCUAAGGCUUAUUUAGACCACUUCAGCAGAGCACUGCAGUACGAGUAUGCUUCUAAAGGAAUCUUCGUACAGAGUCUAAUCCCGUUCUACGUGGCUACCAACAUGACCGCACCCGGCAGCUUUCUGCACAAGUGCCCGUGGUUGGUGCCUUCGCCAAAAGUAUACGCACACCAUGCUGUUUCUACCCUUGGCAUUUCGAAAAGGACCACAGGAUACUGGUCCCAUUCUAUCCAGUUCCUUUUUGCACAGUAUAUGCCUGAAUGGCUCUGGGUGUGGGGAGCAAAUGUUCUCAAUCGCUCUUUGCGUAAGGAGGCCUUAUCCAGCAAAGCAUGAAGCCGCGUGAAGGUUGGGAACUUUUGCCAGCUCGCGGGAGCCUGCAGUAUUCUGACGUUUGGAAGAACACAUUUACCUUCUGUGUUUUCUUUUAUUACUGAGUAUUUAGCAUACUGUUGACUCAUCGUCUGCAAAGCAUACGUAAUACUUUCAGAGAAUGCUGCGGAGAAACCUCAAGGGCCACAUCACACGGAUGGUACAGAAGUAAACAACGACUGAGGCACGAGAACUGGUUGGGGGAACCUAAAUUUUGAUGCUUUUUUUUUUUUCCUCUAAGCUGUCCAAAAGCCAUGCGAUUUAUGUUGUUCUAUGAGCUGCAGCAAUCUCGAUAGUGAAAUAUAAUAUGACUUGUCAGGUCUCGUCGUUUUGAGUGUUUUUUUUUUUUUUUUUUUUUAAGGGAAAUUAUCUAUUUCAGUAGAUGAAUUAUAGUAUUGAUUUUCAAAUGUUCAUCAGGAAAGACUAUCGAAAGGUGUGAUUUUGUAAGAUUGCUGGUGUAAUUAGCAGUAGGACCCUGUAUCAUAUUGUAUAGCUCUGUUUGUGUGUGAAAACGCUCCACUUCAGGCGGCAUUUCACUAGAGGCCAUGUGCGUAUGUGUGUUGUGUACAUCCAGACAACUUGAUUUAUGGUUAAGUUACUUUGGAAAAUACGUCUUGUUAAGAUGGCCUCACGUGGAACCUUACGGGGUAUUAUAAUUCUAGAUUACUUCUCUUCAUACUAAAUAAGCCCACCCAAUUUUGUGCUAUAGGUUUGCCGUGUAUAAUAUCAUACAUUCUGUUGUUGCUUUUUUUUUUUAAUCUACUGUGAAAUUAAUUCAUUACUAGAUUUGGACCUAUAACGGUUGACCCUCUGUCAUCUCUUGAUUUGUAAUUGCUGUGGAUAAGUAGUGAUUUCUCAGCCUCUGCCCCAUUUUAUAAUGGAAGUUUAGCCCUUUAGAGCUUAUAUCUGGUUUUCAUAUCCUUUUCUAUGUAAUAUUCUCUUACAGUGGCAUCAUUGGAGUAAACGUCAAGUACUUAUGGCAUUGUCGUUAAAACGUGGUCAAAUUAUGUGUGUGAUAAUGAUGUAUGUAUUAGAAGCUUGUUCUUGGUUCGUGUAAUGAGUUUACACGUUACAGUGAACGCUCUCACUGAUGUGAAGAUCGUUAGGCACAACCCCCCACGAUAGGAGUUGGCGCUGAAACCUACCGUGAAAUAAAUGUUUUUGGCUCGGAUCUUACAAAGCCAGACGUUUCUGAGGGCCGCUCUCUAGUGCUUUGGCAACCGUAGAUCGCCACGUGGACGUGACGGUACGUGCCAGUUAAGAAUUGGGGGUCUGUGAUUGGGACGCUGAUGCAGAAACUAGUAAAUGGGUUGAAAUCAGGACUUGUACGGAAUUGUUUUCUCCUGAGAUGGUACUCCAUUAUGAGUCAGGCGAGAGCACGCUUCGAUGUCUUACCCACGAUUUCGCCAGUGCUGUUGCCUCAGUAUUUCCAGAUCUGACACGGACUCAGAAGAUCAGUGAUUGAGUUCAGAAGCUCUUCCACUGAUAGACCAGGCCUUCGUUACACAAGAGGAAGACCUUCACACGUGAAAACUUAGUAGCGGGAUCACGCGGCACUGAGCACGUUGAGGGAGUUAGUGUGGAUGCCUUCGUCACAGUUGGCAUUUUCCCUCCCCAGCAGUUAACACACGGUCAUUAAGACUAGAACAGAGUUUGCUUUCAUGCCACAUUGACCUGAAGUUUCCAUUGACAUGUAGUAAGAAGCAGCAGCUUGAUGUAAAAACACCCCGUUUAUAUCUAAGCUGUUAUGUGGUGAGGUAUCGAGUCGCCGUUAUGUGAUGAGAACAAGUAAAUCAUGUCCGUGAUGUUGUAAAAUUCUCUACUUGGCAGGACGUUUGUAAGAAAGCUGCUGCAAAGCUUGUGAAAGAUCAGAAUGAAGAAUGUUCCUUAGGUUUCUUCUUCGAUAAAAUACGUUUUCCCAGAGCUCAUUUGAGAAUCAGAAUUGGGCCCACUGCGGAUGGGAUUUCUUAGGAAGAAUGUGGGAACUUAAGAACCUUUGAAAUAAUCUGUGAACUGAAAAUUUAACAAUAAAAACUGUUGCUUCGCCUUCCAUUGGAAGAGGUUUUGCUCUGAGUAACUGUAUUUGGAAUGAAAGAUUUUUUUCCCCCAUAGGAACAAUUCCCUUAAAAUUACCGAAAAAUAAUUGAAUCUGUGAACACCUGUGGUAGUAAUUCAUUAAAAGCUGCUAAUUCAGCAAGAAAAUGGUCCAUAACCACGUGUCUGUUAAGUCUUUCAAAACGAGUAAGUUGAUGUUUUGCUCUCAUUCUCCUGAUAGGUUGAGUAGAUGGAGCUAAGUUUUGAUCAUUGACUUUGGCGACAUGGAGAUCCCUACUGGUUUUGCCCCGAGCCAUUUUGUCUGGAUGAAAGAUAGAUUCUAGUGGGUUCAAGAAGGAGCGGAAACUGGGUGGUUCAGUCGGUUGAGCGGCCGACUUCGGCUCAGGUCACGAUCUCACGGUCCGUGAGUUCGAGCCCCGCGUCGGGCUCUGUGCUGACAGCUCGGAACCUGGAGCCUGUUUCGGAUUCUGUGUCUCCCUCUCUCUGACCCUCCCCUGUUCAUUCUCUGUCUCUCUCUGUCUCGAAAAUAAAUAAACGUUAAAAAAAUUAAAAAAAAAUAAAUGAACUUCUAAAAAAAAAAAAAAGGAGCAGAAAGAAAAGGAGACAGCAAGGAGAGACAGUUCUGUUUUGUUUGUUUUUUUAAAUGUUUUUAAUCUUUAUUUAUUUUUGAGAGAGACAGAGUGCAAGCGGGGGAGGAACAGACAGAGAGGGAGACACAGAAUCCGAAGUGGGCUCCAGGCUCUGAGCUGUCAGCACAGAGCUGGAUGGGGGGGGGGGGGUGUCGAAUUCAUGAACCGUGAGAUCAUGACCUGAGCCAAAGUCGGACACCCAACCAACUGAGCCACCCAGGCGCCCCAGGAGAGACAGUUCUUUUGAGGAGUCUUGUUCUGUUUUAAUCUCAGUUACUUAAA